AAGAGCACACAUACUUCAGUAAAUUCCAGGGUAUAAGUCCCAGCUAUAGUACUCGCUGUGCUCUGAAAAACCUACAAAAUGAGGGCCACAGAUCGACCAGUAAUAGUUGGCGCCAUAAUCGGAAUUCUAGUAUUGCUGUUUUACUUUUCGAAGGAAAUGACAUCGCUCGAAAAAUCCAUCAGCUUGCUCGCAUCCAAAGACUCCAGUCAAGGGGAGACUGAAACGCCGGCGGCCAGCGAACGACGUGUACCGGAGGAGUUCCCUCAUCUCUCUGCACAGGACCCGGCUCUUAUUGAAUAUGUGAAACAGCGACUCAUACAGCCGCCUGCAGUAGGAGAUUACAACCUCUCGAAACCCGACAAGACGCACUUCUCCCAGUAUUCUCAGAGUCAGGUCGCCAGUAAACUUCUGCAAGGAUUGGACAAAGGUUUCUUUCUGGAAGCUGGAGCGCUGGACGGAGAGGACAAGAGCAACACCUUGUACUUCGAGAGGGAGCGGUCCUGGACAGGCCUCCUCGUGGAGCCGGACCCUGCCCUGUACAAAACGCUCGUCUCGAAGAAGCGUAAAGCGUUCUCCAUCAACGCAGCCUUCUCGUUCUCCAAUCUGUCGGAUAUGGUCAACUUCGUGCCACGGCGAGGACUCGGCCACCUGGUACCGGGCAGCACGAAAGGAAUACCCGUGAAGACUGUCCCCAUCUCUACCAUGCUGCAGGCGUUGGAAGUCACUCAAAUCGACUUCUUUUCCCUGGAUAUCGAGGGAGCCGAGCUGAAGGUUCUCGCGACGUUUCCCUGGGAUAAAGUCAAGAUUCGACUGAUUUGCAUCGAGGUUAACCACGCCGGAUUUAAAAGUGUGAAUUCAUUCAUGGAGAAACAAGGAUACAUGUACGUUGGCAAGUGGCACAUCGACGCGUGGUAUGGGUGGAAGGACCUGCUUCAAGAAACGAUCAAUGUAGAGGAAUAUCCGAAGCAGUUAACUCCGUAGGGUUUCAGUCUCUUUCGUUCUUGUGUUGUGAUAAGUUUUAGAAAGAUAUCUAUUUAGAAUAUGGUAUUGUAUGAGCUUUUGACAAUCUUGUUCUAUGUUCAAAAUGUUUAUCUGAUACUAAAACACCACGGGUUCUCUGCCUUUCAUGCCAACUUCCAUUGUCAAAUUAAAUUUUAACGCACAAAACGUAUUCCUCGGCAAAUAGUUUUUUUUCCAUUCUGCAUAAUUUGAAGUUGUUUAAAUUAAGAUACUCUUUUCUUUAAUAUUGUAUGACCCAGGGUAACCCUCAAAAAAAGGCAUGUUAACUGUAUUUUUUUUAUUACCGUGAUACUGUGUGGCGUUUUGAUAUAUGCUUUGUUUUGCUUUGCGUUCAUCUAAUACUAUUAGAUCAGUGGUACAAUGUAAUACUUGUGUACGUUCUGUAUUUCACUGAGUGAAGGUAAGUUAAGUGAAUCAUGAGCAUUUGAGGUUUCAAAGUCUUUUCGCAAUUUCUGUUAAGUUACAUAUGUAAAGUAACAUAUUAAAGUUAAUUACACAUUUACAAGAUCACAGG
Messenger RNA from Penaeus indicus, 1534 nucleotides. RefSeq lists its product as uncharacterized. The record is from RefSeq and is a predicted model, not a curated record. The coding region runs from base 79 to 981 and encodes 300 amino acids. NCBI's taxonomy places the organism in Eukaryota, Metazoa, Arthropoda, Malacostraca, Decapoda, Penaeidae. The transcript is spliced from 6 exons.